Betta splendens (Siamese fighting fish) is the source of this 2127-nucleotide messenger RNA. RefSeq names its product AT-rich interaction domain 6 (gene arid6). Gene Ontology annotation, molecular function: transcription cis-regulatory region binding. Lineage: Eukaryota; Metazoa; Chordata; Actinopteri; Anabantiformes; Osphronemidae. The transcript has 6 exons. Gene Ontology annotation, cellular component: nucleus. The record is from RefSeq and is a predicted model, not a curated record. Bases 142 to 1926 code for a protein of 594 amino acids. Gene Ontology annotation, biological process: regulation of transcription by RNA polymerase II.
AAGACGUUGGAGAAACGCCUCCGCAGUCGGUUUCUUGUAUUGUCACCCAGACGUGUGACUGACGUGACACCUUUAACCGGUGGCAGUGAUUUGUCGUCUCCUCAGUCCAACGGAGCAUCGACCCGUGCACUUCAGAGCGAUAUGAUCCAUGCAAAACAGAUGGACAUGGAACCGAAAGAGAGUCCAGGGGAGAAAAGCAAAGAUCCAGCGGAAGAGAUCACAGAGGAGCAGUUCCUGAAGGAUCUCUACCUCUUCAUGAAGAAGAGAGACACGCCAAUCGAGAGGAUCCCACAUCUGGGCUUCAAACAAAUUGAUUUAUUCCUGAUGUUCAACACCGUCAAAGACUUGGGCGGCUACCAUCAGGUGACGGCUCAGCAGCUGUGGAAGCAGGUGUACAACACUCUGGGAGGAAACCCUCGAAGCACGAGCGCCGCCACCUGCACCCGCAGACACUACGAGAAGCUGCUGCUGCCGUACGAGUGCCACGUGAAGGGCAUCAUGAUGAGCCCCCUGCCUCAGCACCAGCCCAAGCACUUCGGCUACGGCUACGACCGGCACGACGACGCCGACGACCGCCCCCCGGCCGCCAAGCGCAAGCUGAUACCGGUGUCUCUGCCCCAGAGCCUUUAUCACCCAAAGGCGGGUCUACAUGGAAAGAUCUUCCCAAUGCCGGUCCCCUAUCCUCACUACUAUCCCCCGAGCCCAGCCAUCCUGCCCCCGUAUGUCCCCAUGACCCCCCGGGUGAUGCCUCGCAGCCCCCCGGCCCCCAAGCCCGAGUCGCCCUUCGCUUCGUCCAACCCUAAGCUCUCAUCGGACUCGGGGGAGGAUUCGCUGAAGCACCUGCGUGAGCUGGCAGACAAGUACAAGAAAUUCGUGGGACUGGAAGAACCCGCGGAACCCCUGGACCUGAGCCCCAAGGCGUCGAGCCAGGAGAGCAACAACAACCCCGUGUCGUCGUUCUCCCCGCCGUUGCCCAAGUUUUUUAACAAGCCCCCCCCUAUGUACCCGUCGCACCCCCUGCAGGCGGAGAGGAGUUCACACGGGACCCCAGACAGCGGCGCGGUCUCACCGUAUUCACAUCCCGAGGAAGUGAAGGACGCGUACAUGGUUGACGUCACACCGGCCUCCAACAGUCCCACAUACAGCCACACGCCAACGCUGAGGACGGAAGACCCCCCCGCUGCAAGGGCUCAAAAGCCCAGCUCCCCUAAAACAGACUUCCAGUCGGCCUGGUCCAAAGAAGAGACGGAGGAGGGCGCCGACGUGAAGAGGGUGGACCUCAGCCACAUCCUGCCCAGUCUCCCUCCACACAACGGGGGCAAGAUGGAGAUCGAGAUCCCGCUGUCGGUGUUACACAAGUGGCUCCGCAUGUACCAGAUGGAGCCGUCGGCCGCCGCGCGGGGGCCCCUGCAGCUGUCUGUGCAGCCCAGCAAGGACGAGCAGGCGGCGCGGCGGCGUUUUCCGCAACCCUCUCCCGGCGCGCCGUCGGCACCGAGUCCCCGCGACCGGAGCCCGGACGCCGAGGAUCUGAGGCUGAGGCGAAGGAAGGUCCCGACACCCCCCCAGACCACCCACCGCCCCGACUCGGAUGAUUUUGCCGGCUGCAGAUCCUCGCCGUCAGGUGGCACGGUCAGAAGCGCCUUCGGUCGCGGCGUCUACUCAGCCGAGCAGCCGGGUGUUAUGAAGCCGUACACCAAACCUCCGAGUUACUGGGGAGCGUUCGAGGCAGCGGCCCUGAAGACUAACUCUGGGCCCGGCCCUUUCCCCCAGGACUAUAGGGCCUACAGGGACGGCAGGUCGGGCAGGGAGCGGUCCGAGGUGGGACCCUCCACCCUCCUCAUGGUGGACUCCAUACCGGGCUCCGUGUUGCAGCUUACUAGCGAGGAGAUAAUGAAGCUAAAGAAAAUGAUCUCGAGCUCCGCGUGAGGGUCGGCUCCGAUCGGCUCCGAUCGCAGCGCUCCAACACCACAGUAAAGCUCACCCACAUCCUGUGGAUGCUGUAGCAAUUUCUCAAUGACUUGUACACAGUUGAUUCUCAUUUUUUGUACAUAAGCAUUUUCUUAUAUUGUUUGAACCUAAUGAAAAAGAAAAUAUAAUUUACUCGAAUAAAAGUCAAAUGUAAUUUCG